Penaeus monodon (black tiger shrimp) is the source of this 1739-nucleotide messenger RNA. Its product is annotated as DNA ligase 1-like. The record is from RefSeq and is a predicted model, not a curated record. Lineage: Eukaryota; Metazoa; Arthropoda; Malacostraca; Decapoda; Penaeidae.
GGGUUUGGAAGCCCACCCUUGAAGAAACUAAAGCAGAGUCGUCUGCCUUUUGCACCCCUGGAUUCCAAGACCCCACAGAAGAAUUCAAGCCCCACCAAUCAGAAGAAACGAAAACUGUCAGGAUCUGAACUCUCUCAGAACUCGCCCAAGACUCCUCGCAGUGAAAACAACUCAAUGAGCGAAACCCCAGUGUCAGAGAGGAAGUUGCAAACACCAAAGUCAGUCGGAAGUGCCGCCAAAGACAAGUCAAAGCAAGGGGUGACUCCCACUGAAUCAACGAAAAAGAGGGGGAGAGGAAGACCUCCCAAGAGUGAAAAGGAAAAAGAGGAGAGCAAGAAAGCAAAGCAGGCAAGCUACCAAAUGACCUCCGAUGAUGAGGUGAGUUCCAGUGUUGACGAUGACAUUGACGUACCUGAAGCAAAGAAGAGACCGGUUGAGAAAACGAGGAAGCUGUUGUCUGCCUUCAUUAGCAAGGAGCCAACCCAGCAGGCAGAGGUCACCACCUCUACGGAUGAUGCGGACAAGGACGAAAUGGAACAGGAAGACAAGGAGAACAAAGACUGUGCCAGUGAGGAGGAGAGUGGGAGAGGAGAGAUGGAGAUAUCCUCAAAGGAUGAUAGUCCCGAAGAAGAGGUUGCUGAGAGUGGAGCUGAUGCAGCUAGCAAAGACGAGGAAAAACCUGUGGAAAACGCACCAAAAGAUGAUAGUGCAAAUGAGGAAGAGAGUAAAAAGAGCAGCAAGAAAAGCUCACCGUUAAUUAAUAUCCAGUGGGAGUCAAGAAAGAAAGUAAACCCAAAAUUAUCAAAGCAGAAGGGAAGAAGGGAAAAACAGAAGGAAAGAAGAAGGAAAAGUUAGGAGGGAAGAAGAAAGAAAAGGUAGCAGAAAAGUUAGAAAAAAAAGAAACUGAAGAAAAGCAGACUAAAGAAAAGAAAGAAAAGACUGAGAGCAAAGAAAAUUUUGAAAAGAAAGAGGAGGUAGAAGUGAAGAAAACAAAUGAAACCGAACCAAAGGAGAGUCCUGAAAGUGAAGGGAAAGGUGUUGAAAAGGGAGGGAAAAUGCCCAAAAAGGAGGACCAAGAAAUAGAAACUAAAGCAGAAUCCAAAAAGGCUAGCAAAGAAAAAGUACAAACAGAUGACAAAACAGACAAAAAAGAAGAGGAAGUUGAGAUGAAAAAGAAACCAGAUGAUGGAAAGACAGACAGUGAUUCCAGCAAGGAAGAAAAAGAUGAAAAUGAAGGAAAUGAGAACAAGGAAGAAAAAGAGAAUGAAGAAGAAAGUAAGAGCAUGGAAGAGAAAGAAGAUGAGGAGGGAAAUGAAGAGAAGGAAGAAAACGAGGACGGAUGUGAGAGCACAGAGGAGAUGGAAGUCGACUUGGAUGCCAGUGGAUCCUCAAAGAGCGAAGGCACAGGUUCAGCCAACACCUCGCCAGCUGCGUCGUCUAAAAGCUCUGAUAAGCUUGAGGUCCCCAAGGGGCAGAAGACUCCAGUCAGUGUGCAAAAGGCAAAGAAGCUCACUCCAAAGCAAAUGGCAAAGGAAGCGGAGAGGCAGCAAAAGAGGGAUGAGAGAGAGAGGUUAAGGAAAGAGAGGGAGAAGAAAAAGCAAGAGGAACUGGCUGAGAAGGAGAGGCUCAAGAAGCAAAAGGAGGAAGAGAGGCAGAAAGCAAAAGAGGAGAAGGAGAGAGCCAAAGAGGAACUAAAAAGGAAGAGACAAGAAGAAAUUGAGUAAGUUUUUCUUGAUGAG